Molecule: messenger RNA, 1641 nt
Organism: Pseudoliparis swirei
Lineage: Eukaryota; Metazoa; Chordata; Actinopteri; Perciformes; Liparidae
Product: prostaglandin E synthase 3-like
Exons: 8
Coding region: 167-649 (160 amino acids)
Biological process (GO): telomerase holoenzyme complex assembly; telomere maintenance via telomerase; chaperone-mediated protein complex assembly
Cellular component (GO): nucleus; cytosol
Molecular function (GO): protein-folding chaperone binding; Hsp90 protein binding; prostaglandin-E synthase activity
Source: RefSeq, a predicted model, not a curated record
GAGAUACGCAAGAAGAUCCGGAGUGGAGUCCACAGGCUUAUAGGCGUUUGCGUUGGUUGUUCGUGGGCAGUGAUCCUCGAAUUUUUUUGUGCAAACGUUGAAAGGUUCUCUCCUCGAGACUUGUUUUUCACCUGCGCAAGGAAAGAAGCUCACUUCGCAUCGAGACAUGCAACCAGCAACGGCCAAGUGGUACGAUAGACGGGACUCUGUUUUCAUUGAGUUCUGUGUAGCAGACAGCAAAGAUGUUAAAGCCAUUUUUGAGAAAACAAAGUUUGUUUUCAGUUGUCUUGGAGGAACUGACAGUGUCAAACAUGAGAACGAAAUGGAUCUUUUUGAAGCCAUUGACGCAAAUGAGUCCAAACAUAAACGCACAGAUCGCUCAGUGUUGGUCUAUAUAAGAAAAGCACAGCCAGGGAAGCCGUGGCCGAGGCUAACGAAAGAGAAGGCUAAGCUGAGUUGGCUCAGUGUUGACUUCAACAACUGGAGAGACUGGGAGGAUGACUCCGAUGAGGAGAUUGGGAACUUCGAUCAAUUCUCAAAUAUCAUGAACAACAUGGGAGGUGAGGAUGACCUGGCUGAACUAGACGGCGGUCCAGAAGAAGAUGACUCUGCCGAUAGCGAUGACGAGAAAAUGCCAGAUUUGGAAUAGAAGACUGGAAAGAAACAAAUGGAAGAACAGAGGGCAAGAGGAAUCAUAACAAAUGUAUAUCUUGAAACUGAAGGCAGUGACAAACAACUGUACAUACGAGUCGGUAGCCAUAUUUAAAUCCAUAGCCUCAGCUCCAAACUUUGACCGAUCAGUACACUGAAGGUUGAUAUGCAUGGUAUUGUACAGAGCAGCUAUCUCCACUUCCAUUUGCUGUACUGCACCUUUUGGGCAUCUUGUUUUACUGUUCAAUAUUACAAGUAAGCACACAUUUUUUUGUUGGAAAAGCUGUGUAGUCAUCCUCAACUGAGCAAUAUGUGAUAACAGAUUUACAAUUUUUUUCCGAAUUAAUUGUAGUUUGAAAUGAUUAGGCCCACCCAUUCCCAAUGUUGUGGUUUUACGUCGACCAGUGUAGUUUCUCUUGAUUUAAAGACUAGCGUUGUUCAUCAUACGAAUUAGGUCUAUUUUUUUGAUUGGGUUCCUCUAAAGCCUUCCAUUUGCCGUAAAUUAGAUAGCCAGGAAGCCAGUUUUUUGUUCCCGUGGCUUAACUGUCCAGCUUACAUGUUUCCCUUUACUUGUUUAAUGUUUGAAAAAUUUGAAUAUUCUGAAAUCAUCUUCCCAGUUUGUCACCUACUUUGGUUAUCUGAAUACAUUUAGUAUCUUAACAGUUCCACUUUCCAUACCAACCUAACAUCGCACACAUCUUUCCACUGCAGAAGCAUGGUGAAAUGUUUUUGCAGCUGAUAACGAGGCUUGGAUCUUAAUUGGGCCUCAGAGUCAAGUGUUGUGUUGCUUUUCUCCAGGAUAUUUCCGUUUGUUCAUUUAGAAUGAUCCUCCCUUCUCAACGAGGGCGUGUCGGACCGAUACGGCGACGUGUAAUGACCAAAUUAUAUUUGCACUGUCAAUAAAGUGUAUGAGGAGAAACAUUUUGUUCAAUUACAGUGGAAAUUCUUUUUUUUAUUGUCUACAUCUUUCUAAUAAACUUUAAGAAUCAU